AUGUCAGUGUUGAGCAAAGAAUCCGGUGGUGACCAUAAUGUUGGUUGUAUUGCUAAAGAUGUUCAAAAUUAUUUGGGGAAUAGAAGAAGUCUUAUGUUUGGAGAGGGAGAUGCACAAAAAAUGUACAAUUAUUUUCUUGAGAAACAAAGCAAAAAUCCGGGUUUUGUUUAUGCAAUCCAAGUGGAUGAAAAUGGAAGAAUGGGCAAUUGUUUUUGGGCAGAUGCUAGAUCACGAGUUGCAUACCAAUAUUUUGGAGAUGUUGUUACUUUUGAUGCUACCUAUUUGACAAAUUGUUAUAAGAUGCCUUUUGUUCCUUUUACUGGAGUUAACCACCAUCACCAAUCAAUGAUGUUUGGAUGUGCUUUGCUCAUAAAUGAAACCGUUGAAUCAUAUACAUGGUUGUUGAAAACAUGGCUUGAAGCAAUGCUUGGACGUGCUCCUUCUACAAUUAUCACAGAUGAUGACAAGGCUAUGGGUAAGGCAAUUGCAGAGGUACUACCAAAUACUACUCAUAGAUUGUGCUUGUGGCAUAUUUUACAAAAAGUUCCAGAACAUUUGGCUCAUAUAUAUAAUAAAUAUCCAUCUUUCCAAGGAGAUUUUCGACAUUUUAUUCAUAAUACAAUCACGAUUGAAGAGUUUGAGGCUGAAUGGAAUGAAAUUGUAAGCAAGUAUCAAUUGGGAGAGAAUGAUUGGUUGAAAAAUAUUUAUAGGCGACGUGAAAAGUGGAUACCGGCUUACUUGCGAACCACAUUUUGUGCUGGCAUGUCUACUACUCAAAGAAGUGAGAGCAUGAAUAAGUUUUUUAAAGAUUAUGUUCGUUCAAGCACAAUGGUGUGUGACUUUGUAUAUCAAUAUGAAAAAGCCUUGGAUGCACGUUAUUUUAAAGAGAAAGAAAGAGAUGUGAAGACAUUAAAUUCUAGAUCGAUUUUAAAAACAUGUUACAAGAUGGAAGCAGAGGCUGCAAAGGUUUAUACAAGAGAGUCUUUUUUGAUGUUUCAAGAAGAGCUAUUUAACACUCAAAAUUACAAGUCAUCUAAAUAUCGGGAAGAAGGAGGGACGAAGAUAUAUAGGGUGACCCUUCAUGGGAAAGAAACUCCAUUUUAUGAAGUUGCAUUUGAAGUUCUUGAAAAGAAAGCUACUUGUACAUGCCAUAAGUUUGAAUUUGUUGGAAUUCUAUGUAGGCACAUUCUUCAAAUUUUUUUGAAGAAAUCUUUGGUGGACACUAUUCCUCAACAUUAUGUUUUAGAGAGAUGGACGAUCAAUGCCAAGAGUCGCAUUAUACAUGGCAUAUCAAGUGAUGAUAAUCAAGUAGAGAAGCCAAAUUCUUUCACUUUGAUGAGAAAUAGCUUAAUGUUGCAAUUUUAUGAAGUUAUAGAAGCGGGGUGCCAAUCAAAACGAAAAUAUGAACAUCUUGGCAUUGGUUUAGAAAAGCUUCAUCACAAGCUUUUGGCAAUGGAUGAUGAUUGUGAUGUAGGAAGCGCCGAUGGUCCCGUGUUGAACAACCAAGUACUAUCAAACCUUGGAUUCACCUUGCAAGAUCCUUUAAAUGUUCGUUGUAGAGGAAAACCUAAAUCUUUGAGACAAAAAAAUCCAAAAGAAAAUCAAGAAAUCAAGAAAAGGGCAUGUUCCAUUUGCAAGAAAACCGGGCAUGUGAGAACCAAUUGUCCUUCACAAAAGCAAGCUAGGGAUGUUGUGAAAGACAAUAUGCAGUCAACUAAUUUGGAGUUGAUGGAUCAACAAAGUCUAGUAAAGUGCUCUUUGCCAACUAUGGAGUAUCCCUUUGCAACUACAUUUGCCAUGUCUCAAGAUCCUGUAUUUCCAUCUACCACAAUUGAUAUUGGUGCAGACAACAACCCCUAUGAAAUUCCUUGA
Molecule: messenger RNA, 1872 nt
Organism: Corylus avellana
Lineage: Eukaryota; Viridiplantae; Streptophyta; Magnoliopsida; Fagales; Betulaceae
Product: protein FAR1-RELATED SEQUENCE 5-like
Biological process (GO): regulation of DNA-templated transcription
Molecular function (GO): zinc ion binding; nucleic acid binding
Source: RefSeq, a predicted model, not a curated record